Molecule: messenger RNA, 5271 nt
Organism: Babesia sp. Xinjiang
Lineage: Eukaryota; Apicomplexa; Aconoidasida; Piroplasmida; Babesiidae
Product: Chromodomain-helicase-DNA-binding protein 2
Exons: 1
Coding region: 1-5271 (1756 amino acids)
Biological process (GO): regulation of transcription by RNA polymerase II; nucleosome organization
Cellular component (GO): chromatin; nucleus
Molecular function (GO): DNA binding; chromatin binding; ATP binding
Source: RefSeq, a predicted model, not a curated record
AUGGAUCCUAACCCCGAUACUGUACAACAAGCGGCACAAGGGCUCCCGCAGGGUCAAGAACCCGUCAAAACCGAACCACCGCGGGAGCCUUCGCCUGUUUUCAAGCCGCAAAAUCCUCAACAGAGCCCGCCUCAAAACUUUCAAGUGCCUGAUCCCAAACAAGCGUACUACCAACAGCAGAUGAUGUACGCAAGGAUGAUGGGUCAGAUGCAUCCGCAGCAAAUGGUACAACAACAAAUGGCACAACAACAACAAAUGGCACAACAACAACAAAUGGCACAACAACAACAAAUGGCACAACAACAACAAAUGGCACAACAACAACAGAUGGCGCAACAACAGCAACAAAUGGCUCAGCAACAACAACAAAUGGCACAACAACAAGUGACCCAGCAACAACAACAAAUGGCACAACAACAGAUGAAUCAACAACAACCGCAGCAAAUGGCUCCACAACAGCAGCAACCGAUGAAUCAACAGCCGCAUCCUAUGCAGCCGGGACAAAUGCCACAGGGGCCAGGAGUGCCAUAUCCUAACAUGAUGAGACCUCAACCUGGUAUGCCUCAACAGCAUCCUCAGGGAGGGGGCUGGUUCUAUCCCAUGGCCAUGUACAACCAACAAGUUAUGUCAGGUGGUCAAGUGAUGCAUCCGCAAAUGAUGAUGAACAAUCCAGCUGCCAUGAUGUCCAAGUUCAUGCCUCAAUACAACGCCUAUAUUAACCGAAUGCAACAAAAUAGCCAGGAAAUCAAAACGGAGCGUCCUGCGGGGCAAGGCGAAGUAAAAAAGGAAGAAGGCGAGGAAAACGCACAAAACCGUAGCGCAGAGGAAUAUCCAACCGCUGUAAAGACUGAGGAUAUGAAUUCUGAUGCUGCUAAAUUAUCAGGUGAACAGCAGCUGCAACAACCACAACCGCCGACCCAACCCCCCGGUGCUCCAUUUCCCAUGAGAUACGGAUUGCAGCCUCCUUAUGGAUACGGAAUGAAUAUGCCCGUUAAUCCCAUGAUGUUUUAUCAACAGCAGAAUAGGCUUUUGGUCGGCAACGCCAUAGACGGGAUACCAGCAUUGCGUAUGGCAAAUAGUCGCUUUCAAAACGUCACACAGAUGCUUGAUGCUCUCGCACAACAGCCUAGAAAGAGACAACAAAGAAGGGCGACGCCUAGGUACGGACAGGAAGAUGGUGAUUUUAAAAGCGUUGUCAACGAGUAUUUCACACCGGAUGGGAGAAAUGACAACAGCGAUGAUGAGUUCCUAGUUGGCAGAACAGUUCGAGACAUGGACACCGGUGCUAUUAGGCGUAGUGGAAGAACCAGAACCAAAAAUUCGUUGUAUGCCGAAUACACUGAAAGUGAUGCGGACACAUGGGAGGAACCUACUGUUAAGUUAUCUGUUCCAAAACCGAAGAAGAGACGUGAAGGACCCAUACAGGCUAGAAGGAUACAACCACGGUCAGCUACAAAUCCAUACUCCAAAAACAAUUACGUUACUUACGAGGAUAGUGAUGAUGAUGAAUCGGCAGAUGAAUUUUCAGAAUCCGUUGGUGAUGUAGAUACUGGCUCCGUCGCGUUGCGCCACAGAAAGAGGCGUGUAAACUAUGCUGAGUUAGACCAUGAACAAUGGAGUGGUGAAGAAGACGAAGAGGAUGAAGAUGGGGAGGAAAGGGACAGGCAGCAAAGCUUGCAACAGGAAUCCCAAGGUGGAAUAGAUCGCGUCAUAGACCACCGGGUAAACGAAGAAGGUGUCACAGAAUAUCUUAUCAAGUGGCAAGGAUAUGCCCAUAUCCAUAAUACGUGGGAUGUAUAUGAAACACUCAAGGAUUAUUUAGGCAUCAAAAGAUUAGACAACUAUAUUAAAAAACUAAAACAACGUGAAGAACGCGCUCGAUAUAUGACGCCUGAUGAGAUUGAAUAUGAAAAUAUUGACAUGGAACUACAGAGGAGAAUCGAUGAAGAUGCUCUCAAGGCGGAAAGAAUUGUGACUCAUUAUCUAGAUAAAGAAAGCAACGUGAACUAUUACAUGGUCAAGUGGAGGAGUUGUACCUAUGACCACUGCACAUAUGAAGAGGAACAAGUUAUGUUAGACCAUGGCUUCGGUGAUCUCAUCCAAGGGUAUCACGCUAGGGAAGACCGUAUAUGUGGUGAAGCAGCAAAGAAGAUGCCGUGGAACACACACUCUCUCAGUCUUACCAAAUUCGAGCCGUACCAUGAAACCCCGUCUUUCCUCGCGAAUUACGAAACACGGAAGCUCAGGGACUACCAACUUAUUGGUGUCAAUUGGGUCGUGAACCGUAUGAAGCGCGGACUCAGUGUACUUCUAGCUGAUGAAAUGGGUCUUGGCAAAACUGUCCAAACUAUCACACUCAUUGGUCAUUUCCUAUACAAGGAAGGACUCAUUGGGCCUUAUUUAGUCAUCGUACCCCAAUCUACCAUCGAUAACUGGAUGAGGGAAUUCGAGACCUGGUUGCCCCAAGCGAAUGUUGUCUGCUAUUACGGCAACGCCAAGGCGCGUGAAAUAAUUCGUAAUUAUGAAUUAGCCAGGGUACAUGUCCAAGGUAAAGGAGAGCGAUACAGAUGUGACGUCUGUGUAACCACCCCUUCGAUUAUUAAUGCGGCGAUGGAUCUGGACUUUUUGAGAAGGAUCUCGUGGCAACUCAUGGUGGUGGAUGAAGCUCACCAACUUAAGAAUAGGAACUCUAAGAGGUUCGUAGAACUCAGGCAAUUCAUGGCGGACUAUAAACUGCUACUUAGUGGAACACCUCUGCACAAUAAUCUCGAAGAACUGUGGACCCUUCUACAUUUCAUCAAUCCGCAAAUAUAUCCAUAUUACGAGGAAUUCCGUAGGAGAUAUGCCGAUGUGGAAAACUCUGCAGCUAUUGGAGAAAACAAGCAGAAGCAAUUGUUGGCACUGCAACAGGAGCUUCACGAAGUGGUCUUGCGUAGGGUUAAGAAGGAUGUCGAAAAAUCCCUUCCGAACAAGGUGGAACGUAUUUUGCGUGUAGAAUUGUCGCCCAUGCAAUUAGAAUGGUACAGAAACAUAUUGACGCGCAAUUAUGACCAACUUGCUAAGAAUAGUGGAGGUUCAAGAUCAUCAUUACAAAAUAUAUGCAUGGAACUUAAGAAGGUCUGCAAUCAUCCAUUCUUGUGCUAUGAACCUGAAGAUCGCCAGACGUGGUUGCAAGGUCUAGUAUACGGUAGUGGUAAGAUAUGUUUGUUGGAAAAACUGCUCGCACGACUCAAGGAGCGUGGGCACCGUGUGCUUAUUUUCUCCCAAAUGGUACGCAUGCUGAACAUCAUAUCCGAAUAUCUCACACUGCGUGGAUUUAAACACCAACGCUUGGACGGAACGAUGGGUAGAGAAGUGAGGAAGAAAGCAAUGGACCACUUCAAUGAUCCAAAUAGUGAUGACUUCUGUUUCCUGCUAUCAACUAAGGCCGGAGGUUUGGGUAUCAAUCUUACUACGGCUGACACCGUUAUUAUUUACGAUAGUGAUUGGAAUCCCCAAAACGAUUUACAGGCGGAGGCUAGAGCACAUCGUAUUGGACAAACUAAAACGGUACAGAUCUACAGGUUAGUAACCAAAGAUUCCAUUGAACAAACUAUCUUGGAACGUGCAAAAACAAAGAUGGUACUCGAUGCUCUGGUUGUACAGGGGUUGAACAAGAAGGGCAAUGCCGUUGUGUUGGAAGAUGGCGGAUCCAAAUGUGGGUUCUCUCGUGAAGAACUGGCCAAGAUUCUCAAAUUCGGUGCCUCGAAGCUUUGGAGCAAAGAUAAAACUACUGCUCUCGAACGGAUCCCAGGUGAAGAAAAUCUAGAGAUCGAUCUUGAUAAGGUAUUGGAAGAAGCUGAAGUAACCAAUGAUAACGAUGGUCUAGCAUCAGAUCUUUUGAGUACCUACACUAAUAUCACGGAGUUCAGAUAUGAGCCACCUGAAGAGCACUCUGAAAUCAAUUCUGAGAACAAUAAGGAAUUCUGGGAUGCCACCAUACCUCUGGAGGAACGUGUCAAACUUAAGAAGAAGAAAGAAGAGGAAUUGAUGGUUCUGGGACCACGUAGGACAAGGAACAAAGAUCUUGGUGGAAUGGACAACGAAGAUUUCUCGGAUGACGAGACAGAUGUUGACUUCCAACCAAAACGUGAAACUAAGGCAUCUUGGGAUGGAUCUGAAACUGAAGGUGAUAAGAAACUUUCUAGAAGACGUGGUCCUAAACGUUCUCGUAAAGUUAUUUUGACUGUCAAGGACAAGGUGAAGAUCUAUAGGUCCCUAGGUAAAUUUGGUGUACCUGAAAUGAGAUUGAAAGAAAUCCAUGAUGACACUAAAUUGACCAAGGUAGACCCUAGGGUUAUACUUAAUGAGUGUCAGAACUUGAUUGAUAUGUGCAAGACUAAAAUCGCUGAAAUCAAAAGUGAAGAAAAGGCUGAUAACGCCGCUGACAGUGUUAGCGGUAAGAAACGCUCUACCAAAUCGCUUAAAACUUUGGAACUCGGUGAUGUUAAAAUAUCACCUGUGGAAUUUAUAGAAAAGUUGAAGCUGCUUGAGUGUCUCGAAGAUUGGGGUAGACAACAGGCAGGACCCGGAUGGGCCACCUCAGACAAGACCUUGGACUUACCAAACGAAGUUGUCGAACAGUUUAGCGACGUCAAGGAACCAUGGACAAAGGAUGACUGCGUCAACAUGCUGAAGAUGAUUCACAUCCAUGGUUAUGGCUACUGGACUUUGUAUUGUAACGAUAAGAAUCUAUGUGUUGGUGCUUUGGAGGGCAUGAAACACGAAAAGGCUAAGAUAAAGGCACAGAAGCUGUUAAAGGCUCUAUAUGAUGCGAGACACCACCUCGUCAAGUCUAAAUUACCAGAUGUACCUCUAACAAUUGGCGUGCCACCCGCUACAUAUAAAAAGAGUAAUAAGCUUGAGGAGUUAAUCGUUGAUGAUGACUCAGUGGUGGACAAGGACGAUGAUGAUGAAAGCAAUAUUGAGAUGUUACUUACCAUGGGCAAACCUCUGAAGCGUGAGCAUUAUGCGGCCGCUGUCAAGUGGUCACUUAGAGCGGGGAGGGAUCGCCUGAAACGCCUCAAAUUGCUAAAGGACCAGAACCCUCAGGGUGAAGAGUUUAUGAAAGAGGUUGAGGAAUCGCUACCAGAUCUUAGAUCGUUGAUCAACGCAGCUGUAACACAGUGCAAGGACUCAGCCACUGGUCAGAAACUCAAAGCCGCUUGCUGGAGAUUUGUGUCCAAGUUCACGAUGUUGCCUGUAGAGGAACUAGAAAAGGAAGCGCAGUAA